UACUCCUUCCUGGUUUGACAUGCACGGCGAUCUCCCUUGUCUUCAAUCUCACGUUGCGACGACGACUCCUCGCGUAUCCUCUGCCUUUUCAAUCGACGCGAUAAGUACGUUUGGUGUUCUUCAGCUUGUGCCACAGAAAACAGUAGGAGAUCACCGAUUCGGAGGGAUGGAAGAUUGAUGUGUUCGCUCUGUUGAUUCCAUUAAUCGAACAGGCUCCAUCAAAUCAAGGGCCAGAAUCCAGAUCGACGGUGAUAAGUCGUUCGUUCCAACCCACUAAGGAAUUCUCAGCCGUCGGCUCCCUAAGCCGCCUCAUGCAUCUCCGCUCCCCCAGUCUCCGACACCUCGAGCGAGCCCACGCUCACCUCCUCAAGCUCGACCCGUCCCUCUCCUCCUCCACCGCCGGCACUCUCCUCUCCCUUUAUCCCCUCGCCGCUCAUGGCGGCGCCUCAUACGCCAAAUCCCUCUUCUCUCAAUUCCUCCGACCCUCGGUUCUCCACUGGAACACCUUUAUUCGAGGCCUCUCCUCUGGCGAGAACCCUCACGAAGCCAUCCGUGUCUUCCGUUCCAUGCUCCGCGGAGGCUUUCUACCCAACAACUUCACGUACCCGUUCCUUCUCAAGGCAUGCGCAGCGUGCGCGUCGGAAUCGUACGGUUGCGCCGCGCAUGCGCGUAUCGUGAAGACCGGGCUGGAGCUCGAUCCUUACAUACAGAGUGCCUUGAUUCAUGCGUACUCCGAGUGUAAGGAUCUUGGCGCCGCUCGCCGGGUGUUCGACCAGUGCGACGACCGGGAGACCGUCUGCUGGAAUGCCAUGAUCGACGGGUACGUAAAAGCCGGAGAGUUGGACCUCGCGCGGGGCGUCUUCGAUAGGAUGGAGCGCAAGGAUGUUGUCUCGUGGAACACGAUGAUUAAUGGUUGUGCGAUUCUGGGGGACUUGAGCGAGGCGCGAAAGCUGUUCGCCGGAAUGCCCCAGAGGAAUGUGGUUUCCUGGAACUCCAUGCUCGCCGCUCACGCGAAAUGCGGGGAUGUCGAGGGGGCUCGCACGGUGUUCGCCGAGAUGCCGAAGCGCGACAUCAUCUCGUGGAACACGAUGUUGGCGUGUCUAGCGCAAAGCGGGUGCUCCGAAGAAGCUCUUGCGCUAUUCGAUGAGAUGAGGCGCACCGACGAGAAGCCGACCGACGCGACGAUGGUGAGCUUGUUAUCAGCCUGCGCGCACUCGGGAGCUUUGGAUCAAGGGGAGCAACUCCACGCAUCCAUGGCAGAGCACAAGAUAAAGCUCAAUACCAUCCUGAGCACCGCAUUGGUAGACAUGUACGCGAAGUGCGGAAGCAUAUCACGCGCAGCGGAGAUCUUCUACGCCAUCGAGCAAAAGGAUCUACUUGCAUGGAACGCAAUGAUCGGCGGAAUGGCCAUCCACGGACGUGCUGAUGAAGCGCUUCAGCUGUUUGAUGAAAUGACCAAGAGCGGCGUGAGGCCGGACGACAUCACGUUCGUGAUGGUUCUCACCGCCUGUAGUCACGCGGGAAUGGUGAAAGAAGGCAGGCGGAUGCUGAGCUGCAUGAAGGAUAGCCAUGGAAUCGAUCCGAAGCUGGAGCACUAUGGAUGCAUCAUCGAUCUCUUGGCACGCGCGGGCUUGUUCGAGGAGGCAGCGGAGCUUACAAGAGCGAUGCCGAUGGAGCCCAGCGCGCCUGCCUUGGGGGCUCUGCUUGGUGGGUGCAGGAUUCACAGGAACAGCGAGGUUGCAGAUGGUGUUGGCAGACACCUUCUUCACCUUCAACCGGGGCACAGCGGCCGGUACGUCCUGCUAUCCAACAUCUACGCGACAGCCGGUCGCUGGGAUGAUGCCAAGGAAGUCAGAGGCAGGAUGCUGAUAAAUGGAGUAGCCAAGACGCCUGGUAUGAGCAUGAUAGAACCCAAUGGCACACCAAGUUCUGCCUCAAGCUGAUGGAGAUAAAACAAAGGAAGACGAGGAGGAGCAAGCGGUGUCUGUGCACGGUGAGAAGUUGACCAUUGCUUUCGGGGCUCUUGAAAACGAGCUCCGAGGCUGCCAUUACCGUCAUCAAGAAGCAGCUCAGAGUAUGCAGUGAUUGCCAUGGUGUUGGCAAGCUGAUCUCAAAGGUUCAAGGAAGAGGGGCUGGAGCAUACUUGAAGCUCAAUCCAAGAUGCAGUGGUAGUAAAACAUCAAUCGGCUGACAGAAGAAAAGUCUGCUUCAAAUUUUGAUCAUGUUUAAAUGUACACAACAUUGGGUCAACAGAACGUUCAGAGCUAAUAGUCUUCUGCACAAAAGACGAUAUGAAUCGGUUGCCACUAUAAAACACACAAUCUGUAAGGAUAAAGAUUGCAACCACUUACAGUGGUGGUCUGCAGAUUACAGAAAACAUAAGUGGUGUCAUUUCUGUGUGCUUUCAGUCUUCUCAGCAGAUGUGAAGGAGACGGGGUAAUGUGGAUCUUCUUUCACAGUCAGGCUCAGCACCUCAGGCCUCGAGUAGUGUCCAACCACAUCGAAAACAAACUUGGCUCGCACGAUUUCUUCAAGAUCUACAUAUCAUGCGUAAUUUUCAUACCUAGAUCCGCUGAGAUGAGGGCCUCUCCUUCGUAGUUGGGACCAGCCAAGACUGCGCCUGAUGGUGAAACGAUGACGCUUCCUCCAGCACACACAACAGAAUCCAUCGAUGGUUCUUCCUCUGCACCUGCAAAGACAUAGUCAGGUGGUGGAGGAUAGUCCUUUCUCCUGCAAAACUGGUUUGCGGACAGCACAAAGCAGCCACCCUCAAGAGCAAUAUGCACCAUGGAAGCUUGCCAAACAUCCCUGGCAUCUGCUGUGGGAGCACAAUAUAUUUCGACGCCUGCAGAACAAUGGUACAGGCAACAGUAAAGGAUUUGUUUCUUCUUUCUUUUCUUUUUUCCUUCUACAAAAGCACACCAUCUGAUUGAUGGAUUAUUAAUAAAAUAAAAUUGUUUAUCAAUGUUAAA
Messenger RNA from Musa acuminata AAA Group (dessert banana), 2972 nucleotides. RefSeq names its product pentatricopeptide repeat-containing protein At3g29230-like. The transcript is spliced from 4 exons. Gene Ontology annotation, molecular function: protein binding. NCBI's taxonomy places the organism in Eukaryota, Viridiplantae, Streptophyta, Magnoliopsida, Zingiberales, Musaceae. The record is from RefSeq and is a predicted model, not a curated record. Bases 312 to 1943 code for a protein of 543 amino acids.